UCUCGCGCCUUUUUUCUUGCACAGUUUCAAUGUAACUUUUUUUACGUUGCUUACAAAUUUUCUUUGAAGAUGUGAUCAUGCAUUUAUGAACAGUUUACUCUAGCAAAACAAAAUAAGGCUUAGUUCGUUAAUAUUUUCGUUAUUGAACUUUUGUUAAAAAACUCAAUCCUUCAGAGAUGUGCUUUUUAACAUGAUAACAUUUUCAAAAAUUCGAGUGAUGAACCAGACGAAGUGUAGCUGCAAUUUUAUGAAAGUGAAAUUUAGGAUUCUUCUUGACACGUGGAGUACGAGCGUUCUAUCCCUAUUCCAGUUUGAAAAUGUCCAAAAGGUUUUCAAGAGGCAAAAAUGAUUCACCUGCUAAAAAAAUCAAGCUUGAUAUAACCAGAGAGCAAAGUAAUUUACAAAAGGAUCAAAAGCUACAGCAAAAUGUUACAUCAAACAACACACCAAAUGAUUUGGAGGAUCUGUGGGGUGAUGACUUUGGUGAACACGAGAUUGAGGAGAUGGACAUCAUUGCAUCGCAAGCAACACAGGAGGAAAAAGUUUUUGUUCAACCUCAACCAAUUGUCAACCCUAAGAAAUCUCCCAAGUAUAGUACACCUUUAGAAUCUUUUCCAUCUACAAGCUCUGGUUUCAGAGGUUGUGCUCGUUAUUGUCCAAUAGUAGCCUCUCAAGUAAUCUCAUCAAACCAUUGUUCAGACAUAGAUAAAGAAAUUAUUGAAAGUACUCAGGCUAUAAUAUUUGAUGAUUUUCAAACUAAUAUUAAAGUCAAUAUGAAUUCUACUUUAAUUAAUGGGCAAGCAGCAUCUCAAAAUAACAUUGUUAUGGUCUCAGAUGAUGAUCAAGUUGCAAAGUGGAAAGAAGAAAAGAAAAAGUUAUUGGAAGAUUUCAUGACUAAAGAAGGAGAAACUGAAUUCCUUCGUCAACAACUAAAUCAAAUUCAAGCUCGAGCAGAAAAUGUCAAGAAGGAGCAAGCUUGUUUAUUGGAAGAAAAAGAGCGACAGAUGACUGCAGAAAAAAAUGCAUUACUCAAAGAAAAAGCUACAUUAGAAUCAAGUAUUCAGUUAUUGAAUUUGCAAGUAAGUUCUAUGACUGAAAAAUGUAAAUUGCUAGAGUCAGGAGCUAUUAAAUUUACACAACCUCAAGCAAAUUAUUGUAAAAUUAACAGGGACAGAGGCAAUGCUUCAUUAAAUAUGUCCACAGUAAAGAAAGCAAAAACAAAAGAAACUGGUAUACAGGUUGAAGAAGUUUCUUCUAAUGAGCAUUUAAAAUCGACAAUUAUUCUGUAUCCUUUGAAAUGUUUGCCACAAUUUGCAUUUGAGCCAUCACAACCUGAAAAGUCAGUAGUAGAUGUGAAAGUUGAAGAAAAAAUCGGCAAAAGAAAUUUAGCUAUUAUUCAGGAUGAGGAGACAUUUCGUAUUUCCGAAAACCCAGAGUUGUCAAAGCCAAAAGUAACAGUAGUCGACGACAAAAACUUGAGCACUGAUUUUUAUUUACCGGACUUGGCAAAGCUUGUCAAUAAAUCGAGCGACGAAAUAAAUUCUUUCGAAGCCAUUCCAAUCAUCAAUAAAAUGGUAGCAACAUCUUUAGAGCUUCUUCUAAACACAACUCUAGUCCUUCAAAAUAUCUCGCAAGUUCUUCAGAAUGACGACAUUCGCGACAUGAACGAAUUUUAUAUGUCUGAGUUCUAUGAAAUGCCAGUAUUACAUACCAAAUCUACCCUCGAAGCUCGUUCUUGGUAUGACUUUGAACGUGGAAUCGAGGCACGUCGUGCAAUCGGAACUUUGGCUCAUGUCGUUAUGUCUUGCAUAUAUCUGGGUAAUUUUGUUGCUGGUAAAGUUAAGCUGAACAUCAGCAAGGAUGUUGAGUACCAAAGAUAUAUCAAACAGAUGAAAAGUUACGAAACGUGGGAUAAAAAAGGUCAAGAUUUCGAAUUUUUGAAUUUAUUUUUGGAUUUUGUCACCGUUGUUGGAGUUAUUAGAAGAGCUCAUCAAUUUACCGGUCUCAUUAAUGCCAUACUAGCUUUAAUCAUAAAUGUUCAGUCUACAGUUGGAUUUUGCAAUCUAGGAUUGAAACGCAUAAGCUUCACAUUGAGAGAAAUUAUUUUUUGCAGACCAUUACUUGCAUGUUUCAUACCUAUUAGUACAUCACUGAAAGAGUUUUCGCAUUAUGACACCUUUGUCAAAACAUUUUGCAAUUCUUCAGAUAAAACUGGCGUUGUUUAUUGGAAAGGGUCACCGGCUUUUACUCUAGAUGGUUGUGCUUUAGAAAUUUUUACGGCGCAAUUAGAAACAUAUAAAUUAGAUCCAGUGACAAUGAUACACAUGACGAGAGAUUUAACAGCUUUCAUUCAUACGGCUCUUAUGACAGUUUCUAUUCCGUGGUUUGACACAACAAUCAACUCGUGUAACUGUUGUUUAAAUAUUUUGAAAUUGGUCAUGAUAUAUCAGUGUGAAUGUUCUAAAUUCGACGUUGAAGAAUUGAAAACCAAAUAUAUUCAAAACGAUAUUUUAUGGCGAAUUUCAAGAUGCAAUAUCAAUAAUAAAAAGCAAAUCAUAUCGUGGAAGCAUCAGCUACGGGAAGAUUGGAGUAGUUUCGAAAACAAUCGGAAAGAAAAUUUUUGGUCUAUUUUGAAAAUAUUACAGUUUUCUACUAUUUCUCACGGUAUCCGACUAUUGAGUUUUUUAGCAAAACGAGACGUAGAUUUUACGAUUAGAAUGACAUACAUUGAGGAUGCGUUUCAUGUAUUUCUACAUAAUAUUACUAAGAGAAAUUACUUCAAAUUGAAGACGUACGAUGAAGCUGCAUUAGAUAUCGUUAAAAAGACUUUUGAUUUGGAUAAAAACAGAGAAGACAUGGAACCCAACCAACACAAACUUGAUCUUAUUAAUCUUGAAAGCCAAAGGUGGACAGACAUUUCACCUCCUACCAGUCUUGAUUUAUUGAAGCUGUAUAACUGCUCGUAG
Messenger RNA from Phymastichus coffea, 2966 nucleotides. RefSeq lists its product as uncharacterized. Bases 318 to 2966 code for a protein of 882 amino acids. The transcript has 13 exons. The record is from RefSeq and is a predicted model, not a curated record. Lineage: Eukaryota; Metazoa; Arthropoda; Insecta; Hymenoptera; Eulophidae.